GUGUAUGUAGCUCGUAAUCCAAAAGAUACUGUAGUUUCUUAUUACCAUUUCCAUAAAAUGUUAAAAGUCAUCACCUAUUCUGGUACAAUAGAUGAUUUUGUAGAUAGUUUUAUAGAUGGGAAAUGUAUUUAUUCUCCAUGGUGGAAUCAUGUAUUAGAAGCAUGGAAACAAAAAGAUAAUGAAAAUGUUUUCUUUGUGAAAUAUGAAGAUAUGAAAAAGGACAUUAAGUCAGUCAUCAGGGAAGUGAGUAAGUUUUUAGGUAAAUCAUUAAGUGAGAAAGAAAUUGAUCAAAUAGCAGAAUACACCCAGUUUGAUAAAAUGAAGAACAAUCCGAUGUCAAAUUAUUCUUGGUGGAAAGAAUCUGGUUUUAAAGAUGGUCAGACUGAUUUUUUACGCAAAGGUAAGUUUUUAUAA
Lottia gigantea (owl limpet) is the source of this 414-nucleotide messenger RNA. RefSeq lists its product as hypothetical. The record is from RefSeq and is a predicted model, not a curated record. Gene Ontology annotation, biological process: sulfation. The transcript has 3 exons. Gene Ontology annotation, cellular component: cytoplasm. Lineage: Eukaryota; Metazoa; Mollusca; Gastropoda; Lottiidae. Gene Ontology annotation, molecular function: sulfotransferase activity. The annotation marks the transcript as partial.